This is a messenger RNA of Oncorhynchus kisutch (coho salmon), 2809 nucleotides long. RefSeq names its product homeobox protein Hox-C4a. Gene Ontology annotation, molecular function: RNA polymerase II cis-regulatory region sequence-specific DNA binding; DNA-binding transcription factor activity, RNA polymerase II-specific. The transcript is spliced from 2 exons. The record is from RefSeq and is a predicted model, not a curated record. Gene Ontology annotation, biological process: anterior/posterior pattern specification; positive regulation of transcription by RNA polymerase II; embryonic skeletal system morphogenesis. Bases 1403 to 2212 code for a protein of 269 amino acids. Lineage: Eukaryota; Metazoa; Chordata; Actinopteri; Salmoniformes; Salmonidae. Gene Ontology annotation, cellular component: nucleoplasm; nucleus.
UGACUCACAAAGGUCACAUUGAUUAUAUAGGUCUGUGGUUUGUGGUGUAGUGCAUAAUUGAAGGCAUGGAAUUACAGCCACUGACAGAUUUAGCCAGCAGUUAAUGACAGUAUAAUAGUACCUGUAAAGCGUCUGUGGCAACGGAUAGUCUACCAGACAUAAUUGACAGCUUAUCUGCAAGAGUUUGUAAUGGAUUUACUCCCCCAUCUAGGUUUAACAUCAAAUUAAUAACCAUACACGUGCACUUAGACAACCACUAGUUUUGAUGGAGAUAAACUUACGAUUGGACAAAACGUCCCUACGAGUCAUUUCAGGGCACGUAAAGCUGGUUUCAUCAACAUUGCAGCCUUAUAAAGAUUUGUAUUCAAAUGCAUACGUCUCUAAACAUGGAGAGAGAGAGACAGAGACCUCAAUGCAAUAUCCAAUAAUGACAGUGAUAUAAACAUUAGAGAUAUACCAUCAUUAAAGAAUAUUUGCCUUCCCUUGUGUCCAUUGCACAAGAUAGCAAAGUAGGCCUAUUUGACAACUAUGAAAGCAUUUGAAAAGUAUUAAUGCAUCUGAAAAGUAUUAAUGCAUCUGAAAAGUAUUAAUGCAUCCGAAAAGUAUUAAUGCAUUUGAAAAGUAUUAAUGCAUUUGAAAAGUAUUUGGAAUGCUAUGUUUGAAAAGUAUUGACACUGUUUUGAAAGUUCUCAAAUGCAAAGCAAAAUACUCAUUGUGUGGUUACUUCACUGAUACGGUGCCCAUUUGGUGUCCACUUUCUUCUCAUAUGAGCCAAGCUCAGUUCUAGUUAAAAUAUAUAUAUAUAUAUAUAUCAUAAUUCGAACUGCUAUGUGAAAGUGAAUAUUAGGCGUAUUUUUUUUUAACCUAUUUAGGAUUUGGCCAACAUUUUGUGUUGGAUUAUUUUAUAUUUGAGAAUAAUAUUCUUAGAGAGGGUCAUAGGCCAACUUUCUGUGAUCUAGGCAGGCCUAAUCAUUCUACUUUUUUAUUGGUUAUUAUUUGUACUAUUAAUACUUAUUAUUAUUAUUAUUUUCUGCUAUUUGUACCUCUGAAAUUAUGCUAAUAAUAUAACUAUAAUGACACUGGGUAAUUCACAUAAGAAGUGUUUGUGUUUCAAUUUUUUGCUGCAAUAUCAAUGGCAUUGGUAACACAACAAGGGAGAGAGUGAGAGAGAAAUUAAAAUUGAAUUCAGAGAGAGAGAGAGAGAGAUAUUAUGCACACAAUGGCGACCGAAGAUAUGUUUCAAAACCUUUGGUUCCUUAUCCGGGGACUAGCUCUCACUCUGCCAUUGGGCCGUGGGGUCACGUGGUAAAACUAACUUUACAAGGGCUGCUCGCAAGUAGGAGGGCUAUAUGGAGCAGAAAAACGACAAAGCUAGAAAAAUACAUUUCCACUGCAGAAAUUAAUGAUCAUGAGCUCGUAUUUGAUGGACUCUACCUACAUUGAUCCGAAAUUUCCUCCAUGCGAGGAAUAUUCACAAAACAGCUACAUCCCCGAGCACAGCCCCGAAUAUUACAGCCGCGCCAGGGACCCUAGCUCUGGUUACCAGCAUCACCAUCAGGAGUUAUACCCUCCGCGGGCGAGCUACCAAGAGCGCCAAUAUAAUUGUGCAAGCAUCCCUGAACCUGACACGCAAAGGGGACAUGGACUACCCCAUUCUGCGCACCUGCUUGCAGGGAAAGGGCAGCCAGCCUCAUGUGAGACCCCACAGUUACCCAUGUCCCCCAUCACUCCACCAGCUGCAUCCUCCGCCUGCAACCAAGCUACACCGGAGCAUUCAAACAGCUCAGCCUCCUCCAAGCAGCCCGUGGUAUACCCAUGGAUGAAGAAAAUUCACGUCAGCACCGCGAACCCGAAUUACAAUGGACCGGAUUCCAAGCGGUCUAGGACAGCUUACACUCGACAGCAGGUCUUAGAAUUGGAGAAGGAAUUCCACUAUAACCGCUAUUUAACUCGGCGGAGGCGCAUUGAGAUAGCCCAUACCUUGGUUCUCUCCGAACGACAAAUCAAGAUUUGGUUUCAGAACCGCAGGAUGAAGUGGAAAAAAGACCAUAGGCUUCCUAACACCAAAGUGAGAUCCUCCACCACGGGCAUAUCUUCCGGGUCCAACACAACCUCAUCAGCCGGUGUUGUCGCCACUUCCUCGGCCACUGGUAGCAUUACUCCCGAUGAACUGUCCGGAGUAGAGGAUGGCGAGGAUAUUACAAGGUUAUAAGGCGAAAAGAAAACCACUUUAAGAAGGGGGAUAGAGAAUGAAUGAUUAUUUAUAGUAUAUUAUAUAUUUUGUUUUCGUAGGUAUUUGUGCGGUUUCAUUUAAGUCCAAAGUUAUAUAAAAUGCAUGUUAUAUCGCAUGGAUUUAUACGAAUACUGAUGAGUUAUUUUUACGUGACACAGGGUUUAAGUUAUUUAAUGCUGAAUCAAGAUUAUGUUUUUUUUUACGAGAAAACUGUUUUGAAUGAAGGAAAUUAUUGUACAUUUAAUCUAAAUGUUAUUGUGAGCCAUUUGUUUGCCCUUCCGCCCAAGUUGAAAUGCACAAUCUAUUUAUUUCAAGCUCAACACUGGAAGAAUGUCAUUAUUAGCCAAUCAUAGUUAUUUUUGGUAAAAAUGCUGGAACGUACCAAUGGAACAUUGAUCUUGAACGCAUAUGUUUAGGAUUAUAACAAUGUGAAUUAGCUCCUUGCUUUCAGAAACAGGAUUUUUAAUUACAAUCUAGUUUGUGGUGUGUUUAGCAGAUUAUUGUGAAAUGCAAUACACCGAGUUUAGUGUAUUUGUUAUAAUCAUAUUGGUCAAUAAAACAGUGGGUGUACUAGUU